Messenger RNA from Mollisia scopiformis, 1902 nucleotides. RefSeq lists its product as uncharacterized. The transcript has 2 exons. Lineage: Eukaryota; Fungi; Ascomycota; Leotiomycetes; Helotiales; Mollisiaceae. Bases 1 to 1902 code for a protein of 633 amino acids. The record is from RefSeq and is a predicted model, not a curated record.
AUGACGAAACACUGGGAACCCUGGAAGGAUGAGAUCACGCGGCUUUACCUGACAAAAUCGAAGACAUUGGAAGAAGUUCAAGGUAUUUUGAGAUCGCGAGGCUUUGAUGCAUCAAUUCGUGCUUAUCGAAUGAAGUUGGACGCUUGGGGUAUUCGGAAAAAUACCUCCACCCGUACCAACAAGAAACGACGGAGAGAAUGUUCGCAACCAUCAGAGAUGAGGAGUGGGUACCAUGACAAUCAUGCAUCCAGCAGUACCUCUCUUGCUUCCUCGAUCCAGAAAGACACUGGGGAUCAACUUGGAUCUUCCGCUUUGUACCUACAGCCAUCAUUGGAUGCAAACAACACCAGCACGACUUCAGACUUCGAUGCACGUGUACACCGUAUACUUGCCCUUCACAAUUGCGUUUUGCCCGCAGGGCCCAUGGAUGCCAAUCAACUCAUGGACAUUUUAGGAUCGACGAGUUAUGGCCGUUUUGGCAGUGACGCUAUUCUUGAAAUUCUGCUUCUCAAGUGGCAAGCAGACGGUGAAUAUCUGAGAAAUGCCCUGGACUGGGUAGCUUGGAUGGACGGCACGCCUUUGGCUCACAUCGAGGGAAACCUUUUCAAAAUUCUUGACGCUAAGCUUCGCCUGAAGGAGCGCGUACCUUUGGCAAAAGCUUGUCUGAUACGGCUGAAAGAGAGUGGACCGAUCAGCAGAGCCGUGGUUGGUGAUUGGCGUUGGUUGCUCAACGUAUUGAAUGAAACAAAAACAUGGGCAGUGAGGAAGAGGAUUUUGGACCCACGAAAAUACCAUGUGCAGAGAGAGGACAUGGGUCAGUGUUUUAUCGAUUGUGUUCCAAUUGUUUUUGCAGAAGACUCUCUGGCCUCCCUCAUGAACUCGUGGGAAGAUAUGAUGUAUAAUGGAAAGACCAAAGUGGACAAUGAAAAGUUGAAAAGGAUGCGAUCCGAAUAUAUGGACAUCCUAGAUGAUUUCUCGGAUGCCACUCUAUACCUCGACCUGGAUAAAUCAUAUUACAAGUUCGCUCUACUAUUGAGCAAAUGGUACGAGGAGGAGCGCCGGAGCGAGGAGGCCGCAAAGACAUUGGAUGACUCGAGAGGGGUAAAUGAAUUCCUGAGCACCAAACACUCAGAGAUACAACUGCUUGUUUCGAGUAGAGGUGAGCAAGUUGAGCAAGAGUCUUCAGAAAGCUCGGAAGUAGUAUUGCAGAUGGAGGUCAGCACAGUUUCCACAGUCGACUCAGGCACUACGGAAGUGUCAAGCUUCUCGCGGCCGGCGAUUGAGGACAAUUCCGUACUUGCUCAGACCCAGGAAGUUUUUGACAACCUUUAUCAGACCUGGGUAAUGAAGCUAGACCUAGGGGAACUUCCGCUGAUCCCACUAACUCUGGAUCGCUCCAACAGUCCAUCCAGCCACAGAUUAGGAAUAAACAGGUUGUUUGGCCUAAUCUCACUCGAUGUACCCCUUGAAGACCGCGUACCAUUCACGAAGGCCAUCCUUGACUCCUUUGGAGGAGACCCCCGCUUUCAUGGUCUUCUGUCUUAUCAAUUUGUGACCAGCUGGUUUACUCUGUAUGAGGCGACUACUUGGUAUGAUUAUAAGCGCGAGCACGAUCAAGUAGCCGGAUGGCAUUGGGACCCAAGCGAAGUCUCCAAGGAAAAUUUACGUACGAUCCUAGACUACACCACCGUGCUCGUGGGCAAGCGACUACUGGGAAACUUGGACCGGGAGUUCAAAUCUUGGAGCACCCAAGCUUUCGUCUCCUCGAGGGUAUAUAGGGAUAGCAAGCGGGAGUUUGAUGGCGUCAUAGAGUGGUUUACGAACCAUUUGGAUCUAUUGGAAGCAGAUGAGAGGCUGUGGCUUCGUCAUUUCGGAAUAUCAUUUAGCUCAAAUGAUCCGUAG